Molecule: messenger RNA, 1490 nt
Organism: Paraphaeosphaeria sporulosa
Lineage: Eukaryota; Fungi; Ascomycota; Dothideomycetes; Pleosporales; Didymosphaeriaceae
Product: protein phosphatase methylesterase-like protein 1
Exons: 2
Coding region: 223-1359 (378 amino acids)
Biological process (GO): protein demethylation
Molecular function (GO): protein methylesterase activity
Source: RefSeq, a predicted model, not a curated record
UAGCACGCGAGAUUCGCCUGGGAUAUCUCGAACGACGCCCUCUCCACGGGCGAACAGUGACGCAGGAUGGCACCGUCUCGCUUACCCCGCACCCCUGUCCCUGGCACUCGUAACCCCCACCCACCCUACGCAUGCUACACCAGCAACAACAUUCCGUCCGCUCGCAAUUCCCCUCCCAAUUGACUUUCUUUCCAUGUGCCAGCUGCCUUCCUACGACCCGCAAUGUCCGAUCUCGCCAAAGCCUUCGCGAAAACGAAGCUCAGCGCGCUCCCCUCCCCCGAGCCCCUCGCCGAAGACCCCGCCGACGCCUACGAAGACGACAGCUCCUCUGCAUCGUCCAUGAGCUCGACCGGCACCGUGAUUCCCACAAGCAACCAGCGGCCCGCCCCCGUGCUCCACUGGUCCUCCUACUUCAGUCAGGAGUUCUACCUCGAGCGGCCCGCCUCGCCGAUGUCCAGGCAUGCAAAGUUCCACGUCUACCUGACCCCGCCGGCGUCUCCCAAAGCGAACUUGCUCGUCCUGCACCAUGGCGCGGGCAGCUCGGCGCUGAGCUUCGCGCUGAUGGCGAAGGAGGUGCGGAAGCUGAUGCCGGACGUUGGCAUCCUCGCGGUCGAGGCGCGCGAGCACGGCAGCGUGGUGUGGGACGCCGAGGGCCACGUCGACGCCGACCUGUCCGUGGACGUGCUCGGCAGAGACCUCGUCGACAUGAUCCAGCUCACGGCGAGCAAGAUGGGGUGGACGGAGCUCCCGACUAUGGUGCUCAUCGGACACAGUCUGGGCGGCGCGGUGGUCACGCACGUGGCGAACAAGGGGGUCCUGGGGAGCAAGGUGCUGGGGUUUGCGGUGCUGGAUGUGGUCGAGGGGAGCGCAAUGGAGGCGCUGAAGCACAUGCAGAGUUACUUGGCGAGCAGGCCGAAGACGUUUCCCAGCUUGCCCGCGGCGAUCGAGUGGCAUAUACGGUCGAGGACGCUGCGGAAUCCGCAGUCGGCGAGGGCGAGUGUGCCCAGUUUGCUUUUGCAGACGCCGGAUGGGAAGUGGGCGUGGCGAACAGAAUUGGGCAGCACAGAGGCAUACUGGGAGAAUUGGUUCAAUGGCAUGAGCGCAAAGUUUCUGGGCGGCAAGGGCGCGAAGCUGCUUAUACUUGCGGGAACGGACAGACUGGACAAGGAGCUCAUGAUCGGACAGAUGCAAGGCAAAUUUCAGCUGCAAGUCUUUCCUGCAGCUGGGCACUUUCUCCAGGAAGAUCUCCCUGAGAAGACAGCCGAGGCGAUCGUCGAGUUCGUCAAGCGUAACGACCGUAGUACGCUGGUUCUCCCGCCAAAGGUUUCAGACCUCCUUGCACAGGGCAAGAAGGUGUGAACUGAGCCUGGCGGGCGAUAUCUAACCUAACCCUGGCCACAGGAUAUCCUUAGGAGCAGGCCUAACAUGGCACGAUUUGUUGUGUCGCAGGCUUCAAAGCUCCUCCUGUCUACCGCGUGUUGGGUAUGUGC